Messenger RNA from Sclerotinia borealis F-4128, 1599 nucleotides. The record is from the annotation of a GenBank genome assembly. NCBI's taxonomy places the organism in Eukaryota, Fungi, Ascomycota, Leotiomycetes, Helotiales, Sclerotiniaceae.
AUGGAUAUCGAUAAUGAUGAUGAGAUAUUGAAGACACUCGCAAAUGGUCAAUCUAUUGAUUACUCGACAUGGCCGAGUUUACUUGAGAGGUUGAUGACUAAAUUGGAGAAGAUUGCCAUUACAGACUUCCAAAAUCCCAAACCUCCACCAUAUCCCCGCCCCUCCUCUCCUUCACUCUCCCCCAACCGCGAUACCAAUACCAAUACCGAAAACACCCCUUUGGCCUCUAAACCUUCAUUAGAAGCUCUCCCCCCAAUCUGCUAUAGGCAACUUCUUGAUAUACAAAAUACAUUGACGAAGUCAUUCCCAACUCACCCACCUCACACAAUUCAACGCCUCUCCGAGCUCCUCCUAUACCCUACCCAACACCACCGUUCUCUUCCCUCCUAUCUCCACGCCCUCGAUCGCGUAAUCCACGUCACAUCAACCAUAACCUCAUUUCCCCUCCCACCCGCCAUUCCAGAUCCAAGAGUUUCUUCCUCCAUCCUCAGCAAUGGAACUCCCACAUCGGCCGACCCUCUCAGCAUUUCCUGGAGUAAUCCCACGGUCGGGAACGGAUCAGUAAAUGGAGGAUUGGGAAGUGACGAAGCAUUAGGAGGCGCAUUAUUAACACCCAUAAGUUGGUUGAAUAAACGCGAAUCAAGUCUUACACACACUAGUUCAAAUGGUACGAAUUCUGGAGGCGCUUCUCCGCGCGGUGAAGUACGAACUGAGAGUACCGAAACGAUAGAUGGACCAAAUGGACCAGGUGGAGUUGAGACAGUUUCUAUAUCCGUGAAUGGCAUCUCAUCAGUUGGUUCUCAUGCAAUGAUGUCGCUACUCUCUUCACAAUCCUCAUCUAGUUCCGGCGAACAAGGUUUGAGAGCCGAAGGUGGAGUUACCCAAGGAGAAUUAUUACGCCAGGAACAGAAGGCGGGAGUAGUGCCAGCAUCGCAACUAAGAAGUUUGCAGAGGGAUCUAGAGAGGGAAGAGGGGGGAAGGAGAGGCGAUGAGAGUGGAAUGGGAGAAGAGGACGAGAUGCCUCAUGCAAGGGGACCAGAGGAAGUUGGAAUGGAGGAUAUGGGGCCACAGGAACAUGGGAAGGUUUUGAGGAUUGGGGGUGGGAUUGAUGUUGAGGCUGCGAUAGGGAGGAGAGCGGAUUUUACGGAGGAGAAGGAAAUUAAAAUAGAAAAGGAAACAGAAGGUGGGCAAAGGAGUGGAACAGCUGGAAAGGAUGCGGAUGGAGAUGCGAAUAUGAAGAUUGAGGAGGAGACCGAAGGCGAGGGAUCAGCUACAUCGAAAAGAGCAGCGGAAGAUGACAUUGGAAGUGAAGCUGGAGAAAAGAGAAUCAAAGAAGAAAUGGACAUUGAACCUCAACCAGAUCUUGACACUCAAGAAGACGCCUUGGCGAAAGAGAAAGAGAAAAAGGAAACAGAAACAGAAACAGAAACGGGAAAGGGAGAGAUUAAAGAGGAAGAGGAAGAGGAUACGAAGAUGGAAGAAGAUACGGAUGCAGAUACCGAAAAUAAAACAACAACAAAAAUGAAAACAAAAAUGGAAACAGAGGUGGAAGAUGCAAAUGAGAGGAAAGAAUCCAUCAAAGAGGAGAUUAAAAUUUAG